GUGGUAAUAAUUCCUUGUGUGCUUCGAGUAGUUGCCUCGACCCUCAGACAAUCACCUUUGUUCGCCUAGGGUCAUUUAUUUUCAACCCUUCAUAAAUCUUCUACAUGAGAUUAGCCACACGAUUUGCGUGCUCCUCGCUCCUCUCCAUUCGAUCCUUGAGCCCACUGUGGUCUCAUUCUCUGCGACCGACCGGAAGACCGCUUCUGUCAAACCCUCCCUCCAAACAGAUUGGCCCUUCCCGGCCCUACGCCACGGUCAUGGAACCUGUCAAACGCAUAACGGACACUCUGGAGAAGCCGGACCUUGACGACCGAUCAUAUCGUGUCAUAGAGCUUCCCAAUAAGCUGGAAGCGUUGCUCGUUCACGAUGCGCAGACAGACAAGGCAAGCGCAAGUCUCAAUGUUGACGUUGGAAACUUCUGCGAUUCAACAGACAUGCCUGGAAUGGCACAUGCUGUAGAACACCUGCUGUUCAUGGGCACAGAAAAGUAUCCCGGAGAGAACGAAUAUAGCUCCUAUCUUUCCUCCCACGCUGGCUACUCCAAUGCAUACACGGCCGGUACCCAGACGAAUUACUUCUUCGAGUGUGCAGCACUACAUGAAGGACAAGACUCCGCGGUGAACGGGGACGCAACGGGACCAUUAUAUGGCGCUUUGGACCGUUUUGCGCAGUUUUUCUUAAAGCCUCUCUUCCUCGAGAAUACUUUGGACAGAGAACUGAAUGCUGUGGAUUCAGAAAACAAGAAGAAUUUACAAAGUGACGUUUGGAGACUGUCGCAGCUGGCCAAAUCCCUGUCGAACCCUAAUCAUCCAUACCACCAUUUUGGCACCGGCAAUUUGACAACGCUAAGAGAUGAACCGGAGAAGAGAGGUGUCAAGAUUCGAGAUGAAUUCAUUCGCUUUCAUGAGAGGCACUACUCUGCAAACCGUAUGAAGCUGGUAGUACUGGGGCGGGAGUCCUUGGAUGAGCUGGAGCGCUGGGUGGUUGAAUUGUUCUCAGAAGUUCAGAACAAAGAUUUGCCACAGAACAGGUGGGAUGGAAUCGAGAUUCUCACAAAGGACCAACUGUCAAAGGAGAUUCUCGCAAAGCCAGUGAUGGAACGACGAUCUCUUGAAAUCAGCUUUCCGUACCAGGACGAAGAAGAUAUGUACGACACCCAACCGGCCAGGUACAUCAGCCAUCUGCUGGGCCAUGAGGGACCGGGCAGUUUGUUCGCUUAUCUGAAAGAUAAAGGACUGGUGUCGUCGUUGUCCGCUGGACAUCAUCCCGUCUGCCCCGGCUCUGCAUUCUUGGAGAUGGACCUUGACCUGACGACGGAGGGUCUGAAGAAAUAUCAUGAAAUCGUGAAAAUCGUUUUUCAAUACAUUGGCAUGAUGAAAGCCAACCCCCCUGUGGAGUGGAUGUACGAAGAAAUGAAAAACAUGGCCGAAGUUGAUUUCAGAUUUCGACAGAAAACUCCGCCUAGCCGCUUCACCAGUGCCACAAGCAGUGUGAUGCAGAGGCAGUUGCCCCGCAACAUGUUACUCAGUGGUACAAGCAGAUUGCGCAGGUUCGAUGCCCAGGCCAUCGUGCAGGCUAUGCAGUACUUGCGGGAAGACAAUUUCCGCCUCAUGCUGGUAUCCCAAGAAUACCCCGGCUCAUGGGAUCAAAAGGAGAGAUGGUACGGUACGGAUUACAAGGUCGAACACAUACCCACCGAUGUCCUAUCAGAGAUUCGAAAAGCCCUCUCUUCCCCUCAGACUGAAGCGCCCAAGGAGCUGCAUUUGCCGCACAGGAAUGAGUUCAUCCCGACCAAGCUGGAUGUUGAGAAAUUGGAUAUCAAGGAGCCAGCGACAGCACCCAAACUUCUACGUAAUGACGAGCUGGUUCGACUUUGGUGGAAGAAGGACGAUGUGUUUUGGGUUCCCAAGGCCAACGUCAAUAUCAGAUUGCGAAAUGCACUCACGGCCAGUAAUCCGGUCAACUAUGUCAAGACGAUGAUUUUCGAUUCCUUGGUUAGGGAUGCUCUGCAGACUUUUUCUUACGAUGCUGAAAUCUCCGGUCUUGGAUAUGCGAUCGCCACCCAUCAACUUGGUCUGGACAUCAGUGUGCAUGGGUACAACGACAAGAUGGCUGUCCUCUUGGAAAAAAUCUUGAUUACUCUCCGCGACAUCGAACUCAAGCAGGAUCGUUUCGAUAUCAUUAAGGAGCGCAUGGAACGAAGAUUCAAAAACUGGUACCUUCAGCAACCAUACGGCCAAGUAGGCGAAUACACAAGAUGGCUAUUGACUGACCGUGGGUUCAUGACCGAUGCAUUUGCGGCGGAACUUCCUCACAUCACCUUUGAAGACGUUAAGAACUUCGGACCAGAGCUUCUCCAGCAAGCACAUAUUGAGAUUUUCGCCCAUGGUAACUUGUACAAGGAAGAUGUCAAGAAGAUUGCAAACCUUGUUGAGUCGACCUUGAAGCCUCGGGCUUUACCAGUCUCACAGUGGCAUUUAAGACGGAACGUUGUCAUUCCACCAGGAAGCAAUUUCGUUUACAAGCAGACUUUGGGAGAUCCGGCAAACGUCAACAACGCCAUCGAGUAUUAUCUCGACAUUGGCCACGUCAUGGACAUUCCGCUUCGUGCGAGGCUACAAUUAUUUGCGCAAUUGACCGAUGAACCAACCUUUGACCAACUCCGGACCAAAGAACAGCUAGGGUAUGUGGUAUGGAGCGGCAUCCGCCCAGCUGCGGUGUCGAUGGGCUACCGGGUGCUGGUUCAGAGCGCUCGGGAUACCGAAUACCUUGAAACGCGCAUCAACGCAUUCCUAUUGAAGUUCAAGCAAGACCUGCAAGACAUGUCUGAGCAAGACUUUGAGGGUCACAAACGAAGUCUCAUCAGUAAGAGACUGGAAAAACUCAAGAACCUGAGCAUGGAGACGAAUCGUCUUUGGGCAUACAUUAGCGGCGAGUAUUUGAACUUUUACCAAGUCCAACGCGAUGUGGCGGCCAUCAGACAGCUCACCAAGGACGACAUCAUUCAGUUUUAUGCCCAAUAUAUCGACCCGGAGUCACCUUCCCGGGCCAAGCUUUCAAUCCAUCUCAAUGCACAGAAGCCAGCUCCUGUACCUGAAGUUUCGGCCUCUGAGAAGAAGGACCAGUUCGUAGGACUAAUCGGACAAGCUCUUGGAUCUCUUGGUGUUGAUUUGGAUGAACACAAGCUGAACACGCACUUUGAAAAGGUCGAUCCAAUCGAUGACGCCGCCGCUACGAAUGCCAUCGAGGAAUACAUUGGCACAUCCCUCGCGUCAUCGGAGAAAGAUCAUGUCAUUGGAAAAGUCAAGGAGGCAAUGCCUCAAAUUCUAUUGGCUUCCAACAUCAAGCCGGUGACACCACCUCCCAACGCUGUUGAUGUUGCUUCGAAGGUUCCCACUCCUGUCAUAAUCGAGGAUGCUUUCCAGUGGAAGGCUGGUAUGCAAACCAGCAAGGCUCCCCUGGCUGUGGAGGAUAUUGCUCAAUUCGAAGACCUAGAGUCGAAGUUGUGAUUGUUAGAACAGCACAGCGAUGGCGUUUGUUGUCAAUCACAUAUGUAGAGGUAGAGAUAGAAUGUCACCACAGACUUACUGCAUAUGAUUUACCAGAAUCUAUUGCACCUGACUAGAAUCGGUAAAUCUGGUGGUUGAAGCCCUAAUUCGUUUAA
Exophiala oligosperma is the source of this 3664-nucleotide messenger RNA. RefSeq lists its product as uncharacterized. The record is from RefSeq and is a predicted model, not a curated record. Gene Ontology annotation, molecular function: metalloendopeptidase activity; metal ion binding. Bases 105 to 3509 code for a protein of 1134 amino acids. Lineage: Eukaryota; Fungi; Ascomycota; Eurotiomycetes; Chaetothyriales; Herpotrichiellaceae. Gene Ontology annotation, biological process: peptide catabolic process. The transcript is spliced from 2 exons. Gene Ontology annotation, cellular component: cytosol; mitochondrion.